UUUUUUGGUAAAACCCUAAAAAAACUCUCUGCACACGACAAACUUCAAACAUUCAUUCACCAUCGUCAAAGAAAAGUAAUGGUGGGUAAAAGAGAAGCAACGGAGGACGCAGAGAUUAGCGGCGAAGUGAUAGGCAUCGACCUAGGCACCACCUUCUCCUGCGUCGCCGUCGCUCGAAAGGGUCGCGCCGUCGAAAUCAUAGCCAACGACCAAGGCAACCGGACCACCCCUUCCUACGUCGCCUUCUCCCCCGCCGCCGCCGGCUCCGAACGUCUCAUCGGCGAAGCCGCCAAGAACCAGGCCACUCUCAACCCGCGCGGGACAAUUUUCGACGUCAAGCGACUCAUCGGGAAGAAAUUCGACGACCCAGAAGUUCAGAGAGAUCUAAAGUACUUGCCCUACCCCGUCGUGGAAAGAGAUGGGAAGCCUUGCGUCCAAGUUGAAGUCAACGGCGAGAUGAAAACCUUUACCCCGGAAGAAAUCAGCGCCAUGGUGCUGGGGAGGAUGAAGGAGACCGCGGAACUGUACCUUGGGAAGCAAGUCACCAACGCCGUGGUUAGCGUCCCGGCCUACUUCAACGACUUACAGAGGCAAGCCACUAAGGACGCCGGGAUUAUCGCAGGCCUUAAUGUUUUACGGAUAAUCAACGAGCCUACUGCUGGUGCCCUAGCCUACGGUGUGAACCAGGACCCAAACACAAAAAGGAACAUUCUGGUUUACGAUUUAGGUGGCGGAACGUUCGACGUCAGCGUUUUGGAGAUCGAGGACGGCAUAUUCCAGGUACUGGCCACCGGUGGUGAUACACACCUCGGCGGAGGAGAUUUCGACAAAAGGUUGAUGGAGUAUUUUGUCGAUCUUAUAAAGAAGAGGUACCAAAAGGAUGUUAGUGAAGACAGGAAAGCUUUGGGGAAGCUGCGGAAGCAAUGUGAGAGGGCCAAACGGGUAUUGAGCACUCAGAUGCAGACUAGAGUAGAGAUUGACUCUUUGAUACAAGGGAAUGAUUUUUCUGAGCCGCUGACGAGGGCAAAAUUCGAGGAUUUGAAUUUGGAUUGUUUUGAGAGGACACUAGAAGUGGUGAAGUCGACACUAAAAGAUGCUAAGGUAGAGAAGGACAAGAUUGACGAGAUAGUGUUGGUUGGAGGAAGCACAAGAAUCCCAAAGGUUAGAGAGAUGCUGAAGAAGAUGUUUGAUGGUAAAGAGCCGAGCAAAGGGAUUAAUCCUGAUGAAGCUGUGGCUUAUGGUGCUGCUGUCCUCGGAGGCAAUCUUACUAGCGAUCAAGCUGGAGUUGGUGCUAUUUUAUUGGACGUAACCCCCCUGAGUUUGGGGGUCGGUAUCCAUGGCGAUCUGAUGUCUGUAGUAGUGCCCAGAAAUACACCCAUUCCUACAAAGAAGUCUCGUGGUGGGUACACAACGGUUUCUGACCAGCGAACUAGUCAGAUUUUCAGGGUUUACCAAGGUGAACGAAUCCUGACCAAGGAUUGCCUUAUGCUAGGAAGUUUUACACUAACAGGUAUUCAAGCUGCUCCAAGGGGAGCUAUGCCUAUGGAGGUGACAUUCGAGGUGGAUGCGGAUGGAAUCCUAACCGUCACGGCGAAGGAGGAAGGCACCGGGAAUUCCAAGUCCCUUACAAUCGACAAGUACAAGAGGAAUUUGAGUUCAAGAGAAAUUGAAAGGAUGAUCAGAGAGGCAAGGGAGAUGGCCGACAACGACAAGCAGGAGAAAGCACGUGUUGAAGCAGGAAACCAAUUGGAACGGGACAUUUACGAUUUGAAGAAGGCAGUGGCUGAGAGGAUUCAUAUCUAUGAUGGCGAUAAGGCGGAGGUGGAGAGGGUGCUGAGAGAAACUUCGGAAUGGUUUGAUGACAACAAGAUGAAUGCAUGCAUGCAAGAGUACGAGGACAGAAGUCGGAAGCUAAAAGACUUGUUGACCAAGGUUUCAUCAGAAUGAAAAAGAAAAAAAAAAUCAAGUCAGAAGCAUGCCUGCGUAUGAGUUUUCUCUAUUUUGGGUGAAGCAAGACCAUCUUCAGUUUGACUUUUUUUUUAGUUUUGAACGGCUCAUUCUGGUUAGUGGUGCUUUGCAUCAUUGCUUUCUUCGUCGUACGAUACACUGAAAUCUUAUCUUUAAUUAUACUAGUUUUUUUACCCGCGCUCCGUCGCGGUAAGAAAUUAAUAAUUUCUUUGAAAUUAGAUAAUUCACAUAAUUAUUUUGAUAAGAAGCUAACUGAAAUUUCACGUAUCUCACCAAAAAAACUUAAAUUUCAUGUAUGGUGGUAACAAGACCGCGGUGGAGAGGGCGUCGAGAGAAGCUUCAGACUGGUUUGAUAACAACAAGAGUGCGAGCAUGCAAGAGUACAAGGAUAGUGAAUGGACGGUAUACCAGGCGCGAGGGGCCUGCCGGAUAGGGGCGGGCAUUCGGUCGGUUUGGUUUCGACCGAAUCAAAAUUAUGAAUACCG
This is a messenger RNA of Linum trigynum, 2453 nucleotides long. NCBI's taxonomy places the organism in Eukaryota, Viridiplantae, Streptophyta, Magnoliopsida, Malpighiales, Linaceae. The record is from the annotation of a GenBank genome assembly.